GGAAGAGGAAGGCCGCAGCAGCAGCAGCAGCAGCAGCAGCAGUAGUCAUGGCAGAGGGGGCCUCUGCUGAGCAAGACCCGGAGACUCUGCGGCUGAAGCGGCUCCGUGGCAGCGGCUUCUUCACGGUGCCACCAGGGCACAGGCUGGGAAGAUGUCGGAGCGUGAAGGAGUUCGAGAAACUCAACCGGAUCGGAGAAGGGACCUACGGCAUCGUGUACCGCGCCCGAGACACCCAGACCGAUGAGAUUGUGGCCCUGAAGAAGGUGCGGAUGGACAAAGAGAAAGACGGGAUCCCCAUCAGCAGCCUCCGUGAGAUCACCCUUCUGCUGAAGCUCCAGCACCCCAACAUCGUGGACCUGAAGGAGGUGGUGGUGGGGAACCACCUGGAGAGCAUUUUCCUGGUGAUGGGCUACUGUGAGCAGGACCUCGCCAGCCUCCUGGAGAACAUGCAGGCUCCCUUCUCCGAAGCUCAGGUGAAGUGCAUCAUUCUUCAGGUCCUCAAGGGCCUUCAGUACCUGCAUGACAACUUCAUCAUCCACAGAGACCUGAAGGUGUCCAAUUUGCUCAUGACCGACAAAGGAUGCGUGAAGACAGCGGACUUUGGCCUGGCGCGGGCUUACAGGGUGCCCGUGAAACCCAUGACGCCCAAAGUCGUCACGCUCUGGUACCGAGCUCCUGAGCUGCUGCUGGGGACGACGACCCAGACCACCGCCAUCGAUAUGUGGGCGGUGGGCUGCAUCCUGGCAGAGCUGCUGGCCCAUAAGCCGCUGCUCCCCGGCAGCUCCGAAAUCCAACAGAUAGACAUGAUUGUGCAGCUGCUGGGCACGCCGAACGAGACCAUCUGGCCUGGUUUCUCCAAGCUGCCGCUGGUCAGCCAGUACACCCUGCGCAAGCAGCCCUACAACAACCUGAAGCACAAGUUCCCGUGGCUGUCGGAGGCCGGCCUGCGCCUCCUCAACUUCCUCUUCAUGUACGAUCCCAAGAAACGGGCUACAGCCGGCGACUGCCUGGAGAGCUCCUACUUCAAGGAGAAGCCUUUGCCCUGCGAGCCAGAGCUCAUGCCAACCUUCCCUCACCACCGCAACAAGCGGGCUGCCCCGAGUGCUGGUGCCGAGUGCACGGGCAAGCGCAGCCGGCCCUGAGGAUGCCAACGCCCAAGCGCACCUGGACAGGUAUGAGCAUGGGAGAGGAGAGGCCGUGCUGGGAGCUGCCAGCAACGUCGGGGCAAAGUGCCAGGAGCCGGCGGGGGACGGUCCUGCUCUUCCCAGGAGCUGCUCCCUUGCUGGGUCACGCGGGCCAGCAGCUGGGGAGUCAACUUGCCAAACUGCACCGGAGCCGGCUGGGCUGCCGGCUCAGCUUCCUUGCAAGAGAGCAAGCCGGGCAGGAUCCCUGCCUCCGUCCACCCUUGCCGCCUGCCCUGCCCUUCUGCUGAUGGUGCGAACGGGGGCUGCUGCCUCCUCCCAAUAAAGGCUUCUGCUGCGA
Messenger RNA from Elgaria multicarinata webbii, 1482 nucleotides. RefSeq names its product cyclin dependent kinase 10 (gene CDK10). Gene Ontology annotation, cellular component: nucleus. The record is from RefSeq and is a predicted model, not a curated record. The coding region runs from base 48 to 1142 and encodes 364 amino acids. Gene Ontology annotation, molecular function: ATP binding; cyclin-dependent protein serine/threonine kinase activity. Gene Ontology annotation, biological process: regulation of mitotic cell cycle; protein phosphorylation. NCBI's taxonomy places the organism in Eukaryota, Metazoa, Chordata, Lepidosauria, Squamata, Anguidae. The transcript has 14 exons.